CCAGGCGCUGGGUUAUAAAAAGCCGGGCCAAGCCGCGCUCCAGACCGGGGAUCCGGCGCCCGUCAUGGCCUCGGGCGCGCAGCUCCCGCUGCAGCCGGCGGCCUCGGAUGAGGUCAGAUCCGACCCGCGUCCGGGCGGGCGUCCUGGCGAGUGUAUGGAGGAAAUGGCCCUGAGCCUCCUUCUCCCAUCGCCUCCGUGGAACGUUUCUCUCCCCCCGGCGACCCAGAGAAGGUUCCCGGAGGCGUGCCAGCCCGGAGCGGCCCGACUUCCCGAGCCGUCCGAGAGAAGAUCCCAGCGGCUGGCAGCGCGGACGCCACGAGCUGCAGGCCCCGCCACCGACGCCACUCGCGCUCCGCCGCCACCGCCCUUCGGGCCAGAGCGCCGGCCGGUGCCGUGUGACUUGGAGGGCCUCCUGGACGAGCGCCGGCUGGCCGCCCACCUGAACAUGGCCCUGAGCCGCGAGGCGCGCCUGUGGCGGGCCGGCCGCCCCCAGCAGGUGGAGUUCGUUGACACUUUCCAGGAAGUCGUGUUGCAGCUCCUGUGGCUGGAGAACAUCUUUCACUUCUCCCAGGGCACUUUUAGCCUGGCUCUCACUAUCUUCCGCCGCCUCCUGGUUUCCGUCAAGGUAAAAGAGAGGUUAUUCCAUUGUGUCACAAUUACUUCCUUGAGGCUUGCUGCAAAGAUUAACGAAGAAGAGGAGUUAAUUCCACGCAUAAAAGACUUCAUAAAGCACUAUGGCUCUGGCUAUACCUCGAAUGAGUUGCUGAGGAUGGAGCUGGCUAUUUUGGACAAACUGCACUGGGACCUCUAUAUUGGGACACCGCUGGACUUCUUGGCCAUAGUCAGUGUUGAGCAGAUGGUCCGUUGCAGGAAACUGGUAAAGCAGCAGCUGAGAAGUUUGUAGUCCUCCUCCCACACAGACAACUUUCUCUCUCAUGUGCCAGCUUGCGCCCCAGCCCAGUGUCCUUCAGAACAUAAUGGCAACCUCUCCUUGCUUGGCCGCCUCUAAAUGCUAAGCUUUAUGGGUCCUGUAACAAGAAAGGAAGAAGGCCCUGGAAGAACAACUGAGAAAAUGUUCCUGGGUCCUUAGAAGAAAAUAAGAGGGAAAAGGGAGGUCGGGAUCAUGCGGUAAGGGUAGUCUGAUCACGACCUGCUUCCUUCUUGCCCUUGGGCCUGACCCAAUGAGAAUGAAUGCUCUUACUGCAGCUUGGUUUUCCUUCCUUCUCCAUCAAGGGCUGGUAUCGGCCCCCAAGAGAGCUGGAGUAUGAAGCCAGAGGUGGGUCUUGCUCAGGGCUGAAGGGCCAAGUUGGUUCUGACUGACCAGUUCUCGCUGCUCCACUCAGCAGAACUGGCCAAGUCCCUUCAGCUUCCCAGGCUUAUACCAAGCACAUGCGCAGUGUUUCCAGUGCCCUCCAUCCUGCCUGCCACUAGAAAAAUAGGACAGUAUCUCCCCCGAAUGCCUUGACCUUGAUUUGGCCAUGACUUAUGUCUUCUCUUUACAAGGGCUGCAUUAUGAAGUAUGCUUUGUUUAAUGUGCAAUAACUUGACCAAAGUUUAAGAAUAUUUUUCCUUUGUUACUCUCAAGCAAAGUAUUGGGUUGUCAGAAAAGUCAUGAUGUAUUUUUUCUGGUUUUCGUUGCAAAAAUGUGUCAUGACUUUUCCGACAACCCAAUAGUUGACUGGCUUAACUAGAGGAAUUUUUAUGCUGAAGAAUAUGAGGUGUGACCCCUGUGACAGGGAGGCGCAGCUCUGAGAGCAACUUGAGAUGAGCAGUUCUGGGGCCAAGCCUGCUCCAGCCACUGUGUUGCCAGGACAAGGACGCUGUUAGCAUGGCUGUGAGGGAGAAGCCAGCUGCCCCUCUGGAGCUGACACUACAGAGCCAUUCUUUAAGCAGUGGAGUCCAGCUGGCAGCUGGAGCUGUGUAAGUAGUGUUGGGGAUGUGAAUGACUGAGCCACACAUUUAGAGGUGAUUUGUGAAGUCUUUCCACUGUGAACAGUCUUUUGUAAAUGUGCUAAAACCAUGGGGAGUAUAAUCUACUACUAGGUGCGAAGUGGUCAAGGCUUGGACAUACUAUAAGUGUCUGCACUAUAGUCAGUACCAAUCUCUUCCUGUCCGUGAAACAAAUUUGCCUGUUGGAGCUUUUGCAAAAAUAAACUUUAACUCCUUGCAGCCCUGUCUAAAUGUUAUUUUACGUGUAUUGGGUACCAUGCCUUUAGACUUGCUCAAAUUGGAUAAGGGCAGUUGGAAUACCAUUUCCUAGGUCCGAUCAGUAACUGUCCUCUAGUCCAGCACGGAUGGAGCUGCUGAGAGGCAGCCUGUAGUUCAUGGCCACGGCUUUCACUGUGGCUCUGACUGCCCUCUGCCUCCUUCCUUCCACUGGGAGUAGGCGCUGCAGUGGGUGGGGUGGCAGCUCAUCCUAAGGGAACUGCCAGGACCUAGAGGGACCUCUUAAACAAGUAGCUCUGGAUGUAAGCUGGGUCCUCAGAGCUAAUCCAUCUGUUUUUUGGAGAAAGAGAAGGUAGACCUGUGAGCCCCAGUAUUGGGGUAAGGGCCAGCCUUGUUGCUCUGUCUUUCUGUAAAUAAUAUUCCUCUUCUUUGGGGAUGCAAACUUCUGUGUUGCCAAAGUACCACUUGUAAAUUAAAGUUUUUAUGCUGUUCAAGCUUGCGUUUGGGUCCUAGGCCCCAUCCUACUCUCCUCUAGCAUUUUUUUUUCCUCUCUGAGAUUAGGAGCUCAUAUCCUACCUCCGUGGUGGGAGAAAUAUGGACACAGUCCAUCUUCCUUCAUCCCCACCUAUAGAAGGACAGGGAUUGUGAAGGACUGUGGCUGCAGAAAAUGGAGAUGGGAGGAGGCCCAGAUGGGCUAAGGGAAGUGCAGGGCAGGUAAGCAUCAUGCAGCUUUCUUAAACUUGUCCAAAUAGUACUUCCCCCAAAUGGGAGCCAAGUUGUACAACGUUGUUCCCUCCACCAACAAGCUCUUCUCCCCCUGGCUUCCUAGACACUCUCUGUCCUUCAUAGUUUGGGGAAGUCUUUGCCUCCCCAGGGCAUAGUGAGUUGUGCCUGCAUUAGGGAGGUCUGCAGACCAAUCUUCCUACUGGGCUGUCAGCUCCCCGACUUUAGUCCCAGGCUCCCCAUUUUGGUCUUCCCUGAGUUUAGCCUAGUGCCCAAUAGAGAAAGCUCAACAAAUGGAUCUGUCAGCUUGUCAUCACUUCCUUCAACCACCAGUCUGACCUUCCUCAACCAAAUAUCUGCCUACCUGUCUGGGCAUCCCACCUCUACAAAACCAUCUCAGGUCCACCAACUCACACUGUCAGACUGCACACUUUAUUACUGGUUGCAUUCCCACUGUUCUUCCAUCAUCCCAUCAGGUUGCAAAAGAGCAUCUAUAACUCAUGAAUUAAGGGUACAGGUUACCAAUAAUCAAAUCCCAGUUCCUCCAGUUAUUAGCUGUGUGACCUUGGGUAACUACUUAACCUCUCUGUGCCUUAGCCAUAAAAUGGGGGGAAAUGGCACUAAUCACAGGAUUAUUACAAGGAUUAGAGGGAUUAAUGCAUGUAAUGUACUUUAGAGCAAUGCCUAGCACACAAUAAGAACUCUAAUGUUAGUUGUGCCAAGUCAAGCCUCCUCCACAAGGGUGUAAACCCUUCAAGGGCAGGGUUUGCCUUCUCUCAUGUCUUUCACCCAGUUGCCCAAUAACGAUCCAGCAGGCCACAGGCUGUAUCUUCUCUCUCCUAUGACUCUUUCCUCCAUCCCACACCCAUUCAAAACCCUUUCACAGACGCCCACAGCAUGAUUCACUAUUAAAACAUAAUUCCUAUCAGAAGCUGAUCAACUCCACAAAGUUCACAGAAAAGACAAGCUGUAUUUUAUCACAGUUGUAGCAGAUGAAUAGGCUAGGAAACUUGUUAAAUCAGAAAAGCUACUACCCAAAAAAGACACCACAAAAACUCAAAAUAAAUGCAAAAUUUAAUGGGGGGGAAAAAAAGUACAAAGUGAAUGGAAAGGAACAAAAACAGUCGAUGAAUGAAGGAGUAAAUGAAUUAACAAGUGAAGCAGUUUUAGAAAAGCAUGUUAAUGUAACAGACUAGCAAGCCACACUUCCCUCGGGGGCCUCUUAUCCAGUAGCAGGAGCCCCACUUACCAGGGAACCCACACAUAGACAUACAAACAUCUAGGCAGUCAGUCCGCACCAUUAUCAACCACCCAGGCUCUGGUUACCCAUAACUGGGGUGACCAUACCUCCCACUUUGCCUGAGUCAGCUCUGGCUUAUGCUGUUGAGCCGGAAUAAUCAACAGCAUCUCCUUUCACUUUCAAAAGUCUCAGUUUGGACAAUAAAUUAUAUGGCAAUUCCACCCAAAAGCAACUUGGUUCAUGAAAGACAUGAUAGUAAAUGCCAGCAUGCUCCCACUACCAGCCCUAAUAAUGCCAACAGAUGAUAUUGAGAAAGAAAAGGAGGGGUAAACCAGACCCCGCAGCCAGGGGUAACAUUUCUAAAUGUUCGCUUAGGGGUAGCUUGCUAAAUAGCAACUUUUAAGCUCACUUUGUGCACCAAGGAUUAAUUUGGUCUCAGCUAAAGAUGACAAAAUUCCAAACAAAAACAGCAUGGGGAGAGAAGUGCAGCGAGAUUCAUUAAAGCUGAUGGGACCUGUGGAGGCAGCUCAGACCCCACCCCAGAAAACACAACGACAGGUCCCCUCAGAGAUCUCCUGCAGGCAGUUCCGGCUUUCCACUGUGCCCUGUGGGCAGCCUGCAGGGUACAGUGGGUGGGUGGCAGAAUCUGCCCACUUGAGACCCCAGAUUGGCACUGAACCAGCAGUCCUCAUUUCUUACAUAACCAGUGAGCCCACUGGGUCAUGGAGCCUUCAUCCUCAGAAACACCUUAGCCGACAGAGGCUAUCUUAGUCCUGCUUCUGCCCAACUUCAUCCACUUCAGGCAUAUAAUUACCCUACAGACAAUCCGCUCGCAGUUCACAUCUGCCUUAGAUGUGCUGAUUUACCUGCUUGGGUACCCACACUGAAGCACCAGUCCUCAGUCACAACAAAACCAGAGGUGGGUUGACUGGGAAGCUAACGAAGCUUAAUCCUCAAGGCCCCUUCCAAGGGCCCGUACCUCAUCGAGCAUUCAUGUUCUUUUUCGUGAAGGCUUCUCAAAUAGCUCAAGUUUCUACCCCUCAAAAUCCGGAUCCACCCGUGGUCAUGGCAUAACACUGGGGGAAUUGUCGCUUUGAGCAUCAAUAAAACCUGCUCUGUUCUUGGUGAACGGAGCCCCUCACAUGCAGCAAAGGCUGCCUUUUUCUGGCGGUGCCUCGGGGGACACGCGCAGCUCACCCUGCCACCCCUCUCUGAAAGGACCACCAUCUCAAGAGGGCAGGAGGAAGCCAGGACUUGGUCCUGCAAAUCAAUAAAGCAGGUGAUGGCAGGGGACAUGGAGGACAUGAAAAACAAAUUGCCAAUCCAAAAUCAAUCAGUGCAGCUUCCGAUGGCUUCCAGCCAGGGAGUGCGCUAAACUGAGCUCCUCCAGGGUACGGCUUUACGGUGGGAGCCUGUGCCCAGCACAGCGCUUCAUCACCAUUAGAGGACAUCCUUCCUUUCAUCUAUUCAUUUUCGUCUCCCAUUUUAUCAGGCCACAUUUUCAACCCCGGUCCCCACAAUGGCUUGCAAACCAACAGGAACAUAGGAGAAUCAAUGCUGCUAGUAGUUUCUUAAAACAUUUCUCCUAAAGAAUGCAGCUGAAGGGGAAAAUGUCCUUUGCUGGUAGAUUUUUCUUAAAUUGUCCACAUACACCAGACACCUUCAUCUUUUGCCCUGUAACUCAGCCAGGAAAAAGGAAACAAGGAUCUUGAGAUAAAAACCUCCUCCCGGCUGAGCACUCUGUGCAUUUGGCAAACAGGUUGGCAGGGUUGGUUUGGGGGUCUUAGCUGGAGUCAAACACUUAACGCACACACGUGGAGUUGGUCCCUGUUUAUAGGUAGCACCUCUGAGGCACACAGACAUGGGCUUUGGGCUGCUGUUCCAUUUACAUUCACAGUGAAAGCACUGGGCGUGGUCUUACUCCUGUUCCACUUUCAUCCGCAAAGAAAUUGCAAACAUUGUCAUGACAGGAUGUUUAUUACCCACCUCUCCCUAUAUGUUAUAGGGAUACUUUAUACAUAAGAAAGGUUUGGAGAUAUUUUUAGUUUUUAAAAAUCAGGGAGUCUGUGUUACUUAUGAAAAUAAUGGGAGAGAGGAUAUUAUUCGUCUUUAUGCUCGUGCCAAAA
This is a messenger RNA of Hipposideros armiger (great roundleaf bat), 6255 nucleotides long. RefSeq names its product cyclin I family member 2 (gene CCNI2). The transcript is spliced from 5 exons. Lineage: Eukaryota; Metazoa; Chordata; Mammalia; Chiroptera; Hipposideridae. Bases 65 to 904 code for a protein of 279 amino acids. The record is from RefSeq and is a predicted model, not a curated record.